Messenger RNA from Metarhizium acridum CQMa 102, 618 nucleotides. RefSeq lists its product as uncharacterized. The record is from RefSeq and is a predicted model, not a curated record. NCBI's taxonomy places the organism in Eukaryota, Fungi, Ascomycota, Sordariomycetes, Hypocreales, Clavicipitaceae.
AUGCCAGCGGAUUUCGAAAAGCAGACCUAUUGGCACGAUCGAUUCGCGUCCGAAACCUCGUUCGAAUGGCUCAUUUCCUCGUCUGAGUUCGUAUCUAUUAUAGAGCCUUUUCUGGAAGCCCUGGACCCGUCAUCGGCACAUAUCCUCAACCUUGGCUCUGGUACGAGCGAUUUACAGAACCAUCUACGUAGUCGUGGCUUCCACAAGGUCUGCAACCUUGAUUAUGAGCCACUGGCCAUCGAGAGGGGGCGGCAGCUCGAGAAAAAGACAUUUGGUGACGUUGUUACGCAUUACACAGUAGCCGAUGCCACCCAGCUUGCCCACGUCGGGCCGGAGAUUGGUCACAGAGGUGAUGAAAAAUUUGACCUGGUGAUUGAUAAAGGCACCGUCGAUGCCGUAUCCUGUGGCGGCCAGGCCGCUUUGCUUCGAAUGGCGCAGGGAGUAAGAAGCCGUUUAGUAGACGAUGCGUUGUGGAUAUCACUGAGUUUUUCUGCAUCACGCUUUGACAACCAUCAACUGCCGUUCCAUGUUGAGACUAUUGCCAAGAUCCCAACCCCGAAAAUAAAGACGACUGAUCCGGACAUAUACCACUGGUGCUAUCUUUUGCGGCCGAUAUGA